Molecule: messenger RNA, 1552 nt
Organism: Cyprinus carpio (common carp)
Lineage: Eukaryota; Metazoa; Chordata; Actinopteri; Cypriniformes; Cyprinidae
Product: lymphatic vessel endothelial hyaluronic receptor 1b
Exons: 6
Coding region: 427-1482 (351 amino acids)
Biological process (GO): cell adhesion
Cellular component (GO): plasma membrane
Molecular function (GO): transmembrane signaling receptor activity; hyaluronic acid binding
Source: RefSeq, a predicted model, not a curated record
CAUCAAUGUGUUAAGUCAACAUUCACAGUGAAUUUAACCUGAAAUAAAUGUAUAAUAAUUAGAACAAUAAUUUAUAAAACUUUAGAGAGAGAGAGACUGAAAGGGGUGCCUGAUAGUAGAUUGAUAUCUUAGUUACCCAGUGUAGCUUCUUGGAAGUCAGAUAUUUUUCCAACUUGUCCAGAAUGUCUAUAUGUGCAUAAUGUAUCUAAUGAGUUCAAAGAUAAUUGGCAAAACUGGUACACGACCACAGGAAGUGAAAGUUUUUUAGGUGUCCUCUGCCCUCGCUUUAAAUGCCCUCUUUGGGAAGGUCAUCUUACAGAUCAUCCUCAAUCUCCUGUUUCCUAUUUGUAUGGGUCUCUUUCUGCAGCAGCAUCAGAAUGAGUGUGUUUCAGCCUCUGGACAGUUUUGGUGGCAUGUUCUGCAGUCAUGGCGAGAGUCUGGUUACCAUUAUAUCUACUGCUCUUCUUAUUUACAAGCACACUCUGUCUAGAUGUGAGUCAAAUUCAAGUUCCUAAAAAUGGAAUUUCUGGAGUAUUGUUAGUCCAAUCCAUGAACAAUGUGUACAGUUUUAAUGCCACCACAGCCAAAGUGGCAUGUGAGGCUAUUAAAAUGAGAAUUGCUAAAAAGGCUGAAGUGGAAACAGCAAACAAAAAUGGCUUACAGACAUGCAGGUAUGGUUGGGUUGAAGAGCAAAUUGCAGUUAUUCCUCGAAUCGAGAAAAAUGAAAAUUGUGGUAAAAACAACUUGGGCGUUAUUGCUUGGACAGCUGACAUCAGCAAAAUGUUUGACGUUUACUGUUUUAAGCCAGCAGGUCCUGGUGGAUCAUUUGAAACAACAUCAAGCAGGCCUCAACCUACAACAAGAGAAAGAACACCAUCAAACAACCAUUAUUCCACUAGAACAACCCAUCCAUCAUCCAUUAAGUCAGCCUCUUCUCCUGCGUACACCUCUAGAUCCCGUCCUCUCUACACAUCCACCCCAUCCAUUUCCUUUGCUUUCAACACUUCUUCCACAACAUUUACAACACUUAGCCUUUCUAACAUCAGUGACAGUUCCCAGGCAACGACAAGCCCUCUGUCUCUUUCAUCACCCGAAUUCUCAACCUCGUCCCCCUCAUCUUCCUCUCAUUCAUCCACUAAAUUUCUUCCUCAGCAUAGUUCAACUCCAACAGGCCAACCUGCAUUGUCCCAGACCACAACACCUAACACACCACCGAUGAAAACUCCCAAAGCAUUUGUCAUCAUCUCUGUCGUGCUACUGUUCUUGCUGGUAGCGGCAGGUGCAUCUUUGUAUCUUAAAAUUAAAAGACGACAACGGUUUCCAUCCUGGAUCAGAAUGAAGCCAAUACAGAUUAAUGAAACUGAAAUGUGGAAACGAAUAAGUGAGAGGCAUUGCAUGCCAGAACAGACCAGCAAAGACAACAACAGUAGGAAUUGCAACAAACUCAUCCUUCAAAUGGAACAAGACCCGGACUCAUCCUAAAAAACACUGCAUUUUUGUGAAAACACUGUAGGCCUACUUUGAUAAAAAUAAAUAAAUACAUUUUAAAAAA